UUGUGCUGCUCUUAGUUCUUUCAGUUUUCAACGAAUUUCGCUCGCAAAUAGUGUUCCUUUCACAUUAAAAACAAUGGAAGACGACCUCAACCAGCUCUCCGCCAACAUCAUCACCAACCUGGACAAAAUCAACCGCAUCCUCGGCACCGGUCGCCUCGAAUCGAAACUGCUCAAAAACGUCGACCUGCCGGAUCGUCUGCUCCGCCUCUCCCAACAGGACUGGACGCCGUGCUCGGACGCGCGCUCAACGAGCCCCGCCGACCGCCUGUCGGCGGAAGACGUGGACGCACUUUUCGCCAAAAUCCGCCACCGUUCGGCACCGCCCAAGAAGACGACGGCCCCACUCAAGAAGGCCAUUCCGCUGCAGCAGUCGCGGAUAUUGAACGAAACAAACCUGGUGAGCAGUCAGUCGGGGUCGUUCAGCGAUCUGAGUGAGAGCAGUGGGAAGGCGAAGCUGGCGAUCGACGUCGAGGCGCUGGUCAGUUCGUUGCGGAAGUCGGCGCAGUCGCUAGGGGAGAUCGAGAACCGGACGCUGGAGCCGGUUGAUUUCGAGCGGAUUGAACGGUAUAGUAAGCGCGAGGGAGCUAAGCUUCGGGACGGGGUGAGGGAUGUGGAGAUGAUGGUGGUUGACCUGGAGAAGUACGUGAAUAGUGAGCGGUUGGGGGAUGAGGAGGACCGGAAGGAGCUGAUGCGGGAGACGCUGGUGGGGAAGCUGAGGGAGUUGUCGGAGACCAUGUCCCAGGUGAUCUUCAUCAAGAACAACGAAUACAUUCCGGAUAUGAGCAAGACGCUGGUGCUGGAUUCGUUCCCGCUGGCGGAGUGCCUCGACGAUGUUAACGAAAACAUUCGUCAGAAGAAGCUGUAUCAAUAGUUUUAAGCUUGUUUAUGUACCUACAUUAAUUUCGUAUUAAAAUGCUUUAUUGUA
Messenger RNA from Culex quinquefasciatus (southern house mosquito), 925 nucleotides. RefSeq lists its product as uncharacterized. Bases 74 to 871 code for a protein of 265 amino acids. NCBI's taxonomy places the organism in Eukaryota, Metazoa, Arthropoda, Insecta, Diptera, Culicidae. The record is from RefSeq and is a predicted model, not a curated record. The transcript has 2 exons.